Messenger RNA from Xenopus laevis (African clawed frog), 3610 nucleotides. It is a transcript of the gene creb3l2.L, whose product is annotated as cAMP responsive element binding protein 3-like 2 L homeolog. NCBI's taxonomy places the organism in Eukaryota, Metazoa, Chordata, Amphibia, Anura, Pipidae. Gene Ontology annotation, biological process: regulation of transcription by RNA polymerase II; regulation of DNA-templated transcription. The record is from RefSeq and is marked provisional. Gene Ontology annotation, cellular component: endoplasmic reticulum membrane; nucleus. Gene Ontology annotation, molecular function: sequence-specific DNA binding; DNA-binding transcription factor activity; DNA-binding transcription factor activity, RNA polymerase II-specific.
AGCUGUGAUCAAACAAACCGGGCGCCGCCUACAUUCCAAUGACGGGGGAGGGUAAGGGGCUUAUGGCGGCUUCUGAUUGGUGGUUGGUUGCAAAGGGAAUAAGGAAGUGAAGCGGUGAUUGGUUGAGAGUGGUUUAGGGUUGUGGUUAGGCUGCAGGAUGGAGGCGUCACAGUCAUUUGCCUGUCAGUCGGAUUUUGAAGGAAAGAGAAGGAACGUUGUUAGUUGAGCUUUUCCAGUUACUCCCCUGACCUCCCAGUGGACCUCAGUGCAGUUAUACACAGGGGCAGCAGAUCUCCUUAAACUCACAUUAUUCCUGCAAUAGAUUCUGUGACCCAGUCCUGCCCAAUUAGCACAAAAAAACUCAGACUCAACCUUUUAUUUUAAGGUUUUUACACUUUUUGAGGUGCAACAACUUUUUUAAAGGAGAAGCGGCUCCUUCAACUCUCAAGGUUUCCGGCUUCAUCUUUUACCCCUUUUGAAUUACUGUUCGGUACGAUGGAAAUAAUGGAGAGUGGGGAUCCGGUGAUACAGUGGGACCGCAAGCUGAGCGAGUUGUCUGAGGCUGCCGAGAGCGACUCCUUGUACAACAACACGCCCUUCUCGGAGCUCCUCGAUGACUCCGCCCUGUUGGAUGUUCUGGGGCAGCUGAUGGGGGACCCGUUCCUCACAGAGAAGUACGAGAUGAUGGAAGUAGAGAUGAAUCCGAGCUCCCCGUCUCCCAUGAUCAAAGCGGAACACAGCUACUCCCUGUGCGGAGACUCCCGCCCCCAGUCACCCUUUACUCACGCCUCCUCUGAUGACAACUUCAGCGACACCGAUCUGACGGGCGAUGAUUGGUGCCUGAAUGGAGAACUCACUGCCACUACCCCUACUACUAAAAUCAAGGUGGAAAUCCCUCUCGAAGAGACCCCUGGCCUGACCCCAUCCGUUACCCUGGCAACCAGUGCAGUCUCCGCUUCCCCAGAGGUGGGCGUCUCGUCUCAAUUGCCAGUUCCGGAGCAGGUCAAGCUUCUGAGCCCCGUUGCCCUGCCGCAAAUAAAACUGGAGCCGCACGAGGUGGACCAAUUCCUUAAUCUGUGCCCAAAGGAAGUUGCCCCAACAGAAGCUCUGCAGAUGCCUCCCACCCCUCCCAGCAGCCAUGGUAGUGAUUCAGAAGGGGGUCAGAGUCCCACCAGGUCUCUCCCACCCUCCAGCCCAGUCCAGUCACAAGCCGGUGGCAAAAUGGCUGCACGGAGCCCCUCUGCACUGUCCAACUCGCCUCUACUCACUGCCCCUCAUAAGCUGCAAGGGAGCGGCCCUCUCAUGCUCACGGAGGAGGAGAAGAGGACUCUGGUGGCUGAGGGUUACCCCAUCCCCACCAAACUGCCCCUCACCAAAGCAGAGGAGAAGGCGCUGAAGAAGAUCCGCAGGAAGAUUAAAAACAAGAUCUCUGCCCAAGAGAGUCGCAGGAAAAAGAAAGAAUAUAUGGACAGCCUGGAGAAGAGGGUUGAGAAUAGUUCCUCUGAGAACAGCGAGCUGCGCAAGAAGGUGGAAGUUCUGGAGUCAACCAACAGGACUUUACUUCAGCAACUCCAGCGUCUGCAGGCCAUGGUCACAGGCAAAGUCACCCGUUCCUGCAAAGCUGCCGGCACCCAAACUGGCACCUGCCUCAUGAUGGUGGUCUUGUGUUUUGCCGUUAUUUUUGGAAGCUUCACCCAAAACUUAGAUAUGUAUUCAUCAUCAAGCAAGACUAUCCAUGAGCCGAGCCAGUAUUCAGCACCGGAGUCCUACGCUGCUUCUAUUGUUCGUUCCCGCAAACUCCUUAUCUUCGAGGAGCACCAGGCUGUAGAGGAACUGCACAGCUCUGCGGUGAUGUUAGAGACGCAGGACACCUGGGAGGUUCAAGCUGAUACCAUCUCUAAACAGCAGGCGGCGCUACUGGAAGAACUUCAUUUGUCCCAGGAGAAACCGUUCAGCCUAUCAAACGACAGCAGCAGCGACAUGCCAGUGCGGCACAGGUUCACUUCGGAAUUUGGACAUAACGACACCACCAAAGUCAUAGAGUUGGACCGGACGGUCAACACGACUUCUUAAUGGCGGAUCCUGUCCCCCCCUCCCCUUUUAUCUGACAGAGCUACCCCCCCAUGCCCGCCCCUUGGACUUGACCCGCUGUGCUGGGCUUGAGAGGCGGGACUCAUCCCUGAUAUCGGCGAAUGAGAGACGUUUGCAACAAACGAGAUGCUGAUUCCUCGUCAGGAUCAAAUAUGGCCGCCCCAUGAGCUUAAUAGAGAGGCCACCAUUGGGACUGUCCGUCCAUUGUUUGCAAGGACCAAAGUUGGAGGUGAAACGGGCACCAUUCGCUGAUUAUGAAAUCCCCCCCUCCCCCCAGUCUUGAUAACUCCCUGCAACCCUGGUUGGGAAUACACGGAUCAUCCGCAUCAAUGCAAUUGGUCAAGUCAGAGAAAUUCAGGUUCCAGAAUAAAAUGAGCAAUUCGUUUUUUUUUUAUUUAUAUGGAGACGUCCCUUAUCCAACUGGAUCGGGAUACAACACUGCCACCUAAGGGACGGGAUAGGUAUGACAGGUGUUAUUUUUAUGUUGCUUGCCCUUUAAUACGUUAUAGCAAUGAACACUGUAAAAAGCCGCCCCUUUAAGGCAGACAAUAUAAGCCUGAGUCCCGCGUGCCUUAAUAAAUCACAAUCCCUCGCGUGUAAACCUGCAGUUGUACCCCAUUGCACCCCUUAUCUUAAGCAUCCUGGGCUCCCAUCAUGCAUUGCAAGACUUUAAAAUUGCGCCGUCGCUUUAAGUGGCUAGUGCAGGACCAAAGAGAGGAGUGAUUUGGGCCCCCCAGGAUAUUUUGGGGAACUCAUAGCCAAGAUUCCCUUUCCAGUAGCAUUUUUUUUUUUUUGCUAGGUUUUGCUCCUCCCACAAUCCUCUCUGUCGCUGUUGUAAAUAGUAUUUAUUAGUUCUGCUCUGUAAAGGGGAAGUAAACCUGUCUCUGUAUAUUAUUGUCUCUAGAUCCUCCUGACGCUCCCCAUUCCCUCUAUUCAGGGGUCUCACCCCCCCCCAGUAUUGGUUAAAAGCGACCCUUAGUGAUGGGCGAAUUUGUCCUGUUUUGCCGAAAAAUGUGUGAAUUUCCUGCAAAAUUCGCUGAAUCAAUGGGCGUCCGAAUAAUGUUGACGCGCAACGGUUUUGACGCAAGCAACUUUUCCGAUGCGCAUCCAAAAUGUUUUGAAGUCGCCGAAUUUCCGUCUGCAAGUUUCCGCAGCAGUUUCGCAAAUUUAUUCACCGGCAGUGAAACAUGGAAAUUCGCUGUGAAUUCGCACCUGCCGAAUUUAUUCAUUAGCCCAUCACUAGCGGCGACCGCUGAUUAACAGGGUCAGAAUUUACCCUUUAAUUCCCCCAAAGACGUUACGUUUCUUUGAGUUGGCGAAUGGGCGUCUGUUCUGAAACCUCCUCCCCUGACGCGAACAAGACGGGACAAGCGCCCCCCUCUCUCCCUCUUUCUCUCCAGAUAGCGAGGGGUUAAACCUCCUUCUCUUAUUGUGUCUUUUAGCUUCUCUAUUUUUGGUAUCGUAUUUUUUAUAAAAUGUAAACGGAAAAAAAAUCCAAUAAAAAAAAUCUGCAUUCUGA